AUGUCCGUCACCGAAUUCCCACCACUUCUUUCCGAGGAAGAUUUGCAAAAAUACAAGGUUCCAUUGCGUUGGAGAGAUCGUUGUGCUGCCUACUUUGCUCUCUACCACACAUGUCUUAUAAGACAAACCGCCAACUCGUCUGUGGAUUGCAAGCAUGACAAGCACGCCUGGGAAGAGUGUCAAAACUUGGAUUUCAUAAGAAGACAAAAGGAGUUGAAGGAAGCCAAGGAAAAGAGAAGAGCCGAAUUGAACGAAUCAUAA
Messenger RNA from Suhomyces tanzawaensis NRRL Y-17324, 261 nucleotides. RefSeq lists its product as uncharacterized. Lineage: Eukaryota; Fungi; Ascomycota; Pichiomycetes; Serinales; Debaryomycetaceae. The coding region runs from base 1 to 261 and encodes 86 amino acids. Gene Ontology annotation, cellular component: mitochondrion. The transcript is spliced from 2 exons. The record is from RefSeq and is a predicted model, not a curated record.